AUGAAACGGAAAGCAGAGAAUCCAGAAUAUAGAAAAAAAAUCAAUAACCACAGUUUCAAGAAAAGAAAAGUAAAAAACUCAGAACCCAUGAGCCAAAUAAAGAGAAACUAUGUUAAAGUUAAGAAAACAGUUAUGAGUGUUCAUCGAAUUGCACAAUGUGCUAAAAUGCAAUAUCAAAAUGCACAAACUAAAUCACGACCAACAACUGAUAGUUAUGACUUACAAGCUCAGAAAAAUGAGCACAAUGUAAUUUCUAUGAUCAAUUUGUUUCACAAUCACAUUAAAUGUGGCCCAGAAUAUAUCUGUGACCAGUUGUGGUACAAGUCCUCAGUAGUGAAA
Molecule: messenger RNA, 339 nt
Organism: Pocillopora meandrina
Lineage: Eukaryota; Metazoa; Cnidaria; Anthozoa; Scleractinia; Pocilloporidae
Source: the annotation of a GenBank genome assembly